Messenger RNA from Papaver somniferum (opium poppy), 1188 nucleotides. RefSeq lists its product as uncharacterized. The coding region runs from base 1 to 1188 and encodes 395 amino acids. The record is from RefSeq and is a predicted model, not a curated record. Lineage: Eukaryota; Viridiplantae; Streptophyta; Magnoliopsida; Ranunculales; Papaveraceae. The transcript has 3 exons.
AUGCCUCCUAAUGCCGUCAACACUGUCAAGUGUCCUGGAAAUAACUCAAAGGAUAACUCCUUAGUUGGUUCUUCCGAAUCACGAGGUAGGAGAACUGUUCUCUCUUGUAAUGAUCAGUUUUCCCCCAAUGCGACAUUGGACAUAAUGGCUAAGGCUGAAAAGGAGCUCUCCAAAAUUGCAAGGAAUUCUACUGAGUGUAUUGAUCUACAAGAUCAUGGAAAACUCAUUGAUGAAUUUGGCAAGUCUUUUGAUCGUGAACAAGUACUUCAUGGAAUUGUAGGGUCAUUCUUUAAAGAAAUUGAGAAACUUCUUCAAGACAAUAAUUUACAGCAUUGCAAGAUCGAUAAUCUUGAAAAGCUGAUGCUUGAAAGAAAAGAGUAUAACUCUUGGGUUGGAGAUUCUAUCAAGGAUCUUUUGCUUGUUCAAAAUGAUGUCAGGAACGAACUUACUAACCUUCAAUUGCAAAUAAAUCAACUAAUUGAUGGAAAAGCAAGAAUCGUCGGGGCUCAGAAUAUCUUGACUAUAAAUCAGAAGAACUUUAUUCUAGAUUGUGCAAAAGCUCGUCAUUAUGCUCGUACUAUUGAUCGAAAAGUAAGUGUUAUGAAUUUUGAACAUGGUGUUUCCACUGUCAACAUGAUCAAGGAUAUCAGUGAUUCCUACUUUGAUGGACCACUUCAGCGUUCUUUGGAAGAGGAUUUCAGACCUUCCACAGUCAAAGCUCGAGCUAAGGAGAAUCGUGAUGCACCCGCCGACAACCGACGAGUCACUUAUGAUGAGCUCAGGAAGAGAAAAGUUGAGGAUGACGAGUUGGAGGAUCGUCUACGGAGAAGAGACCGAAUUGAGCGCCGGAUAGCAGCGGCUGAGGAGAAGCUUUACUCCCGUGUUCGUGUUGAGGGUGUAUCUUCAGACUCUGAUGCUUCGGAGGAUGAAUCCAUAUGGGGAUCGCCGGAGCGCGAAAUCAAACCAGACCGGUUCACUAGAGAAAUUGAGAAGCUGUCCCGAGCUAAUCCCGAGGCUGAACGUGAGGAGGAAGCUGGCUGGGACGCUUAUGAAGAAGAUAUUCAUCCAGACUUUGUCAACGACCCUGAUAGUGAUGCUGAUGAAGAACGUGAAGAGGAUUUAGCGGAAGAUGAUGAUGAUGAGUCUGACGACUCUGAAAAAUCCGAUGACUCUGAUGAAUCUGACUGA